Messenger RNA from Talaromyces amestolkiae, 753 nucleotides. RefSeq lists its product as uncharacterized. The transcript has a single exon. The record is from RefSeq and is a predicted model, not a curated record. The coding region runs from base 1 to 753 and encodes 250 amino acids. Lineage: Eukaryota; Fungi; Ascomycota; Eurotiomycetes; Eurotiales; Trichocomaceae.
AUGAAGGCCUUUUACUCCUUUCCUCUCAUCUUCCUUCCCACUCUAGUCACUGCAAUCCCCAGUGAUCUCGCCGCUGUCGAGCUAGACAAGAAGGCGUGCAUCCCUUUCAAAAACCCUCUUACCAGUGUCAGCGGUUGCUGUGACACCGUCAGCGCCGAACUCUUCUGGGUAGACAUCCUCCUCGGUAUUGGUGUAUGCUGCCCCGUCGGCCAAGUCCUCGACGGCUUCAACUGCGUCGCCCCAACGUUCACUGGCAAACCCGUCUGCGCCAAUAAAACCGGCACCGACAUUGGUAUUCAGUAUGGUCACUGCUACGUCCUCCUCAGCCUGAACAACAACUACCUCGGCCACGACUCAGCCGAAAAAUACGUCGUGAUGGGCGAAAACCCCGGUGUCGUCUUCCGCGUGUGCGGCGAUACUACCACCUGUACGACCUCCGCUGAUCAAUACGUCGGUAUCAACGGCACAUGGUGGAUGCAAGACCAGUUCGGGGACCCCAACGGUAGUGGAUUCGCCUGGCUUGGAGGCUCUGGAGAUCUGUCAAUUGUGAAUUCUACGGAUCUAGCGCUCAUAAUGGGCGGAUCGCCUACUUUCUUUGGCGGUAGUUGUGCUAUUUGCAUUUCUUUCCCACCGGGUGGUGCUCAUGCCCCUUGCCCCCUCUCGCCGGGUCAGUCUCAUUUGGGUAUUGCUGCCAACCCGAAUAGCUGUCAGAACUUUUAUUGGCAAGAAGUGCCAUGCCGCUCGGAGAAGUAG